AUGUUUCCAAGUGACACAUUCUUACAGUUCUUUCUCAUAUUCCAGUUUUGUCUUGGUGUUAUAGGGAACUCAUCACUGUUAAUAUUGUAUGUAUACACUUUCUUCUUCAAGCCUCAUUUUAAAAAGUUGAUAGAUUCAGUUUUCAUGCACCUGACAAUAGUUAAUAUGUUGACAAUCGCAUUCAGAUUGAUAAAAGAUAUCAUGUUAUCCUUUGGAGUACCAAAUUUUCUGGACGAUAUCGGUUGUAAGACAGUUUUGUUUUCAUUCAGAGUCAGCCGGGGUCUGUCCAUCUGCACCACCUCUGUUCUAAGCACAUUCCAAGUCAUCACCAUCACUCCCAGUAACUCUAAAUUAGCCUCCUGGCUUAAGCCUAGACUCUCUACAUGGACUUUUUCUUCCUUAUUUUGCUCCUGGCUUAUUAACCUAGUCAUCUAUGGGUAUAUGCUUGACAUGGUAAUAGCCAAAACUAAUAAAACUCAUGUUGGCAGUGGAUAUUCAGAUGGUUACUGUCAAAACAAACACUUUGGGAACCAAAAUUCAGGGUCAUUUUUUAGCCUUAUCCUCACUCACGAUCUCUUCUAUGUGGCUGUCAUGGUGUGGGCCAGUCUCUACAUGGUGAUUUUUCUCUACAGACACUACAAGAGAUCCCAGCAUCUCCACAGUCGAAGCAUUUCCUCCCAGUCAUCUCCUGAGCGCAAAGCCACUCAUAAUAUCCUGUCUCUGGUGAGCUUCUUUGUGUUAAUUUAUUGCUUGAACAACUCCAUCACCCUUUAUUGCUUUUAUACAAAAGAAAAAAUUCCAAGAUUGGAGUCAAUUAAUGCAAUUUUAACAGCAUGCUACCCAACCAUCUGUCCUUUUUUCCUCAUGAAGAAUAAUAAAGUUAUUUUGCAAUUAGCUUCUUCAUUUUCGGUACUGAGGAUGACAUGUCUUCAAAGUUCACUCCAUGGCUGA
Messenger RNA from Mus caroli (Ryukyu mouse), 951 nucleotides. RefSeq names its product vomeronasal type-1 receptor 2-like. Gene Ontology annotation, cellular component: membrane. The record is from RefSeq and is a predicted model, not a curated record. Gene Ontology annotation, biological process: G protein-coupled receptor signaling pathway. Gene Ontology annotation, molecular function: pheromone receptor activity. Lineage: Eukaryota; Metazoa; Chordata; Mammalia; Rodentia; Muridae.